CCAGUCUGACCUGCAAUGGGAUCUCGCUCUAACGCAUAUUAAAUCAGUACUCGUGCCAUCUCCGUCCAGACAGCACAGCAGGCUUCCAACCAACGUUUCAGAGUGAAAGGAAGUUAUAACAUAGAAAAGAUAUAUUUAAUUUAAUUGGUGUACUUCUUUGAUUCAAUCAUGGAUGACGUCAUGGGAGCAAAGACUAUUGCCUUAUUUGGCUUACUGGCUGAAGUAUUGAUAUUUGGAUUUAUCCCCCUUGUGUGUGUAAAUGCCGUGAGAACGCAAGACAGAUUCAGUACCACGAAACGCAUCAUCAGUUGGUUGAGUUGUUUUGCGGGAGGUGUCUUCUUAGCUACAAGUUUGAUCCACAUGCUUCCUGAAGUACGAGAGACACUUGCAGGUGCUUUAGAAGGAUUGGAUGUGCAUACACACUUUCCCCUUGCAGAGUUUUUAACAGGAAUAGGCUUUUUUAUAAUUCUAAUCACUGAACAUUUUGCGUUGAUGUGCCAUGAUUCACAGGCGGCAACCCCUACGACUGACCGUGUUGAACAAAAAUACACUGAAGAGACACCGCUCAUGGACAACAAAAAUGAUGAUGAGAUAACUGUAAUUCCCGAUAGAAAUAUCGCACGAGAGAGAUCCACAUCCAUUUCUGAGGCACAUCAACAUAUACCUGAAAGUGGAUCUGCAUUGCGUUCAGUUCUCUUUCUCCUAGCUCUGUCUCUCCACUCAAUCUUUGAAGGCAUGGCAGUGGGUCUGCAAAGUGACGUCUCCAGCACACUAGAACUAUUCAUAGCUAUUGCACUCCACAAAGGAGUUGUCGCUUUCAGUUUUUCCUUGAAUCUUAUACAAAGCAAGUUGAGUAAGGUUGCCAUGGUGAUGUCAAUUAUUACAUUCGCUGUAAUGUCUCCCAUUGGGGUAGCUAUCGGUAUGGCUGCCUCGGCUGCUGCCACUACAGGUCCAGAGGCCUUGUUUGCUAACGGCUUUCUGCAAGGUCUAGCGACAGGAACUUUUCUCUACAUAACAUUUUUUGAGAUUCUUCCACAUGAAUUGAACGAGCGUCGCGAUGGGAUGAUUAAAGUAUUGUGGAUUCUACUGGGCUAUGCAGUGAUGACAAUUAUUAACUUGUCAGUGCCUCAUGAGCAUUAAAAAGAAUUAUUAAGCAGACAGUUUCUCAUAAAAUCUGCAUGAAUAUUGCUGAUUUGAUGUUCCAUCCUUUAUUGGGAUGACAGUAGAGCUAAUAGAUACUGAAUUUUCCAUAAUUUACCAGAAAUUUUCAGCUAUGACGUAUCUACACAGAGUGCAAUGUUGUCAUGUAUGCUACUUAGUUUCUAUUGAUCAGAGAUAGUAUAGCCUAGAAACAUGAAUGUAGUUUGUGUUCUCUGAGAACAAAACAGGCUGCUAGUCAGUGACAAUGAGAAAAAAAAGGGGUUAGAAGAGACAAAAAUAAAGUCCUAUAAAUGUCAGUAGGCAAUUUUGUUUCAAAUGAAACCGUUACAAAAAUGUGUUUGAUUGUGAAAUAUAGUACCGGUAGUAGUUUUUAGGAAGUAAAGUUCACACUAUUUUUAUAGAAGAAUUGUUUUAAAUCGUAUAUUUUAUGAAAGCUUACAAUUCCUACUAAUAAAGAAAAUCAAUGUUAUUACAUAAGAUGCAA
This is a messenger RNA of Saccoglossus kowalevskii, 1645 nucleotides long. RefSeq names its product zinc transporter ZIP1 pseudogene. Lineage: Eukaryota; Metazoa; Hemichordata; Enteropneusta; Harrimaniidae. The record is from RefSeq and is a predicted model, not a curated record.